AUGUAUGGUGGCAAUCCUCAGGUACUUGCAGAAUUGGCAUCUGAUAUGUGGAUUGAACGAAAUAUUCCUGGUGGAUUAAACAGUCCAUUAGGUACAUAUCUUGAUAAUGUAAUGGGUGGAAAUCCAAAUCCAACAUAUGGACAAAUGGUUGGAGGCUAUCCUAGAGUUGGCGGUUAUUUUGUUGGUUAUUAUCCUGGAUAUGUUUAUCCAUACUAA
Messenger RNA from Rotaria sp. Silwood1, 216 nucleotides. The record is from the annotation of a GenBank genome assembly. NCBI's taxonomy places the organism in Eukaryota, Metazoa, Rotifera, Eurotatoria, Philodinida, Philodinidae.